AUGGUUGUCCACGCCGGUUCCAUCCACCUCGGCCAAAGGUCUCUGGACAGCGCGGAGAGCCGUGGACAUUGGCAGGAGCUGGCUCUCUCGCCCUUCGCCACCGACUCGCCUUUCCCCUCGCUGGGGCAAGGGGCCGAGGUUGUGCCGGCCAACCUGACCAACUCCACCGACUGUGGCGAGGAGCUCCUGCUGUACGGCGACGUGGAGAAGGUGAUCAUCGGGGUGGUGCUGUCCAUCAUCACCCUGUGGAUCAUCGCCGGCAACACCAUGGUCAUCAUCUCGGUGGGCAUCGUCAAGAAGCUACGGCAGCCGUCCAACUAUCUGGUGGUGAGCCUGGCCGCCGCAGACCUGUCCGUCGCGCUGGCAGUCAUGCCGUUUGUCAUCAUCACCGACCUGGUCGGCGGAGAGUGGCUCUUCGGCAAGGUCUUCUGCAACGUCUUCAUCGCCAUGGAUGUGAUGUGUUGCACUGCCUCCAUCAUGACCCUGUGUGUUAUCAGCGUCGACAGAUACCUGGGAAUAACACGGCCACUGACAUACCCAGUGAGGCAAAACGGGAGGUCCAUGGCCAGAAUGGUGAUGACUGUUUGGCUCCUGUCGGCGUCCAUAACCCUACCACCAUUGUUUGGUUGGGCCAAGAAUGUCACGGUGGACCGGGUGUGCCUCAUUAGCCAAGACUUUGGUUACACCGUCUACUCCACGGGAGUGGCCUUCUAUAUCCCCAUGACUGUCAUGUUGAUUAUGUACUACCGGAUAUACAAAGCUGCGAAGGUGAGCGCGGAGAAGCACAAGUUCAUGGGCAUCCCCCGGCAGUACGAGCAGGAUGGUGUCUACAACAUGGAGGAGGAUGCCCGCGCCCACCGUGCCACCAAGCGGUCCAAGGCAGUGGAGGAGUGCGCCAUCUUGUCCAAGCUCCUCAAGCACGACCGCAAGAACAUCUCCAUCUUCAAAAGGGAGCAGAAGGCAGCCCGGACCCUGGGGAUCAUCGUGGGGGCCUUCACCUUCUGCUGGCUGCCCUUCUUCCUGCUGUCCGCCACUCGCCCCUUCAUCUGCGGCAUCAAGUGCAGCUGCAUGCCCCUGCGCUUGGAGAGAACGUUGCUGUGGCUGGGCUACACCAACUCCCUCAUCAACCCGCUCAUCUACGCCUUCUUCAACCGCGACCUGAGGACUACUUUCUGGAACCUGCUGCGCUGCAAGUACAGGAACAUCAACAGGAGGCUGUCAGCCGCCAGCAUGCACGAGGCGCUCAAGGCCACCGAGAGACACGACUGCAUUUUGUAACCGCAGCCGCUGCUCCCCCUCCCUACGAGGAAGCGAGAAGCCAACCGAAAGUGGUAAUGACAAGAAGCGGCACUGGAACUACAGGGGAUCAUGGUGU
This is a messenger RNA of Amblyraja radiata (thorny skate), 1375 nucleotides long. RefSeq names its product 5-hydroxytryptamine receptor 7-like. Gene Ontology annotation, molecular function: G protein-coupled serotonin receptor activity. The transcript has 2 exons. The record is from RefSeq and is a predicted model, not a curated record. Gene Ontology annotation, cellular component: plasma membrane. Gene Ontology annotation, biological process: chemical synaptic transmission; adenylate cyclase-activating adrenergic receptor signaling pathway; positive regulation of MAPK cascade. Lineage: Eukaryota; Metazoa; Chordata; Chondrichthyes; Rajiformes; Rajidae. Bases 1 to 1278 code for a protein of 425 amino acids.